Messenger RNA from Papilio xuthus (Asian swallowtail), 1890 nucleotides. RefSeq names its product oocyte zinc finger protein XlCOF6.1. Bases 121 to 1407 code for a protein of 428 amino acids. Gene Ontology annotation, cellular component: nucleus. Gene Ontology annotation, molecular function: zinc ion binding; DNA-binding transcription factor activity, RNA polymerase II-specific. The record is from RefSeq and is a predicted model, not a curated record. The transcript is spliced from 8 exons. Gene Ontology annotation, biological process: regulation of transcription by RNA polymerase II. Lineage: Eukaryota; Metazoa; Arthropoda; Insecta; Lepidoptera; Papilionidae.
ACUACUUUAUUACCAUGUAUUUACAAUAACAAAUUUAUUAUUAUGUUUAACAAUUUAUGCUGGAUAAAUACUGAUUUCAAAUUACAUAAUCUUCCUUAUUUAAUUAAGUGCUUAUAAACAAUGGAAACUGAAUUGGAUUUUAGUAAAAUUUGUCGUGCAUGUUUAUCUGAUACUGGUCCUUUAAAGGAAUUAUUCAUCGUCUGUACCGCUGAAGUGUUUAAGUACUGUACAUCCGUUGAGAUAUCCAAGAAUGACUAUCUCCCACAGUUAAUUUGCCAAACAUGCUUAGAUUUGCUAAACAAGUUUUAUUACUUCAAGCAAGGUGUUAUACGUUCAAAUACUAUAUUGAAACAACAAUAUUAUGGAAAAACUACCGAGGAUGUAAGACCCGAUCAGUACAACAGUGAAAGAAAUGACUUAUUAGAAGUUACUGUAAUAGAACUUAAUGAUGCACAAAAUCAUGAAAACAUGAAUAUUGAACCAGAACAACCAAAAGUUAGACGAAGACGACGAACCCUAAGACAGUACACAGAGAAAACACUUACAGGAAAAGAACGAAUGAAGUGCAUGAAAUGUGGGAAAAAUUUUCAGAAAUAUGAGAAUUUUGAAGCACACAUGCGAAGUCAUUUUGGAAAAAAACCUGAUAUCAAGUGCCAAUACUGUGACAAGACAUUCCUGAACCUUCGCAAUCUGAAUAGUCACUUACGAGUGCAUACCGCGGGUCGCAAGUAUCAAUGUAGCACAUGCAAUAAGUGUUUUGCCUACCUCAGCGUGUUGAAGAACCAUGAGCUUAUUCACUCUGGUAUUAAGAGGCAUAUGUGUCAUUUGUGCGACGCUAAGUUUGUACAAGCUUAUAAUCUUAAGAUGCACAUAGAGACGCAUAGCAGUGAGAAGAAUUACGGUUGUUCUCAGUGCGGUAAGAAAUUCUCGCAACCGGGCAAUUUGAAGAUACAUCUAAUAAGGCACACUGGUAUCAAGAACUUUGCCUGUAAUAUGUGCAAUAUGAGGUUUUAUAUAAAGGCGGAUCUAGUGAAGCACAUGCGGUCCCACUCAGCAGACAAACCGUUCUCCUGUCAACUAUGUGAUAAAACAUUUAAAAGUAGAAGUUUUCAAGCAAUUCAUAUGCGAACUCAUACUGGCGAGCGUCCCUACGCUUGCGAUCUCUGCCCAAAGAAGUUUAUGGCGCGUAAAGACCUAAGGAAUCAUAGGAUGAUCCAUACCGGAGAGAAACCGCACAAGUGUCAGCUAUGCAACCAGGCGUUUAUACAGAAAUGUGCAUUGAACAGGCACAUGAAGGGUCACGGAAAGAGCACUGACACACAAAAUGUUAUGCCAGAGACUCAAAUGCAAUUAUUGAUUAACGGGCCAAAAACACUCUCAUAUAGAAAAUGGAAUGGGGAAGCUUGAUACUAUGAAAUUAAAGAUUUUAAUGUGAAUUAAAAACUUUGGGAACAUUUUUAAAUAAAAUCAAGAAUUAUGAGAACUUUGUUAAAUACAAAGUGGAGGUAGCUACUAAUAAUCAUUAUCAGUGCAACGAAUUUGCAGUAUUAUGUUAAUAAGGAUUGUAGUGUAUUUUUCAGUCUGGAUCAUAUUGUAACUUAAUUCUGGAAGGUUUAUGAUUUAAUUUUAGUCAGAUGAGAAAUAAGUACAAAACUAAGAUGAUCUGAGUACAUUUUUUCUAACCUCACUUAUUGAAAGGUGUAGCAAAGAAAAUAUAAAAAGAAAAUUAUUAUUCCAGCCAGUCUGUACAACUCACAAAACUUUAUAUCAAAUAAUAUAAAGCGUGUAACGCGUAGAAAUAAAAUCAGUCAAUUUUUUAUGAAUCGUGAUAUCAAAGUGUUAGGAAUCAGCUUUAAGUUUUAGUAAUAAAAAAGGGUAAUCGAUUAAUUA